AUGUCUUUAACAAACUGUCGGUUCUAUGAGGAGAAGUACCCGGAGGUGGACAGCUUCGUCAUGGUGAAUGUCAAGCAGAUCGCCGAGAUGGGCGCAUACGUGAAGCUGCUUGAAUACGACAACAUCGACGGCAUGAUCCUCCUCUCAGAACUUUCCCGCAGACGUAUUCGCAGUAUCCAGAAGCUCAUCCGUAUUGGGCGCAAUGAGGUCGUCAUCGUGCUUCGUUACAUUGAUCUGUCAAAGCGACGUGUGUCCCCGGAGGAUGUCAUCAAGUGCGAGGAGCGUUACAACAAGAGCAAGGCAGUGCACUCCAUCAUGCGCCACGUCGCAGAGGCCACUCAGACCCCACUGGAGACCCUAUACGAGACCAUCGGGUGGCCUUUGAACCAGAAAUACGGCCACGCGCACGAUGCCUUCAAGAUCUCCAUUACAAACCCCAAUGUCUGGGAUGAGAUCACCUUCCCCAACGCUGCUGUCAAGAGCGAGCUGCAGCAAUACAUCAGCAGCAAGCUGACUCCCCACCCUACCAAGGUCCGUGCCGAUAUCGAGGUUACUUGCUUCGGUUACGAUGGAAUCGAUGCCGUCAAGGAUGCCCUCCGUACCGCUGAGGCCGACAACACCCCCGAGAACCAGAUCAAGGUCCGACUGGUCGCUCCCCCUCUCUACGUCCUGGCCAGCCAAUGUCUCGACAAGACCCUCGGUGUCAAGUUGCUUGAGGCUGCCAUUGUGAAAAUUGAAGAGCGUAUCAAGGCGAACGGCGGUAGCUGCACCGUCAAGAUGGCUCCCAAGGCCGUCACUGAGCACGACGAUGCGAUCCUGCAGGAGCUUAUGGAGAAGCGCGAGCGUGAGAACACUCAGGUCAGCGGAGAUGAGGACUCGGAGAGCGAUGAGGGCGUUCCCGAGACUCGGCAUCGUAUCGAGGUGGAACGUCGUCGGUUGCUACCUGCCUAUGUUGCCGAUGAGUCUGAUGCCUCUGAUGCUUCAAAGGAAAUUGCAAAGGUUGCUCUUCGGUUAAAAUAUCAAAUCGAGCAGGUUGUCUCCUGUGAAGUAGAGGAGAAUGUCUUGACCGACCCAAACAGCCGUAUCAUCACGGAUGAUGUGGUUGCGACUGCUAAGCAGGCGGGUGGAGAUGAAUACAAAGCAUGCGUUGUUUAUUGUCUUCUGGUUUGUCUGCGAUGGUUCAAGAUGCAAUCAUCUGUCGAGCUUUGGGAUUCAGAUCUCCAUGAGAUUCGGGCUGUGGCUUGCGAGGUCAUCGCCAAGCGCAUCAUCGAAUCCGAGCAGAACCAAGAUUACGUGCUGAGAGACAUCUUACUCAAGCGAUACUCUAUCUUCAGUGAAGGUGUAGAGACUGAUCCCGCCAAUGUCAUUGAACGAUCGGUAGAUCUUCAUGCCUUGAGGAUCAUCAGCUGUGCCCCGUACCAGAAAUGUAUCCAGUACCUGUGGAGAGGUUGGAUCUGUCAGGAAGAGGGCAACCCAACUAACUUUGUCGAAUACAGCGAGAAGGAUAACACCGAUUAUUGGGUUCAUUUCCAUCCUGAUCGGAUGCGAACUCCUCUGUAUCAGAAUGUCUGCCAAAUUUUGUUUUCCUUGAUCUACCUUGCGAUUUAUACCGCUGUUAUCAAUACCGUGAACCCAACCGGUGAUCUGGAUGUGGCCGAGGCCAUACUUUACGGAAUGACUCUUGCGUUCAUCUGCGACGAGGGGAUCAAAUUUUGGAAGGUUGGAUGGAAUUAUCUGGAAUUCUGGAAUGCCUUCAACUCAACCCUCUACACUAUCCUGGUGGUCUCCCUUGCACUGCGUUUUGUUGCCUUGGCACACUCAUCGUCUACCCACGAUGAACAAAGGCAGAUAUACAAUGAGCUCAGCUACAACUUCCUCGCCUUUGCAGGCCCUAUGUUCUGGAUACGCAUGAUGCUAUAUCUUGACUCGUUCCGCUUCUUCGGUGCUAUGUUUGUGGUUCUUCGAGUCAUGAUGAAAGAGAGUUUGAUAUUCUUCGCCCUUCUAUUUGUGGUUAUGGCUGGCUUCUUCCAGGCCUUUGUCGGCAUGGCCCAAGUGGAUCCCGAUAUCCCCCUCCACCGAAACAUUCUCCAGGGAAUGAUUAAUAGUAUCAUGCAGAGUCCCGAGUUCGACACUUUCCAGGAAUUUGCAUUUCCCUUUGGCAUCAUCCUCUACUAUGUGUUCAACUUCAUUGUUAUGACUAUUUUGUUGAACAUUCUCAUCGCCUUAUACAACAGCGCAUAUGAAGAUAUCUCUGGCAACGCCACGGACGAGUACAUGGCCAUCUUCGCGCAGAAAACCAUGCAGUUCGUCCGCGCCCCAGAUGAAAAUGUCUUCAUCCCACCGUUCAAUCUCGUUGAGAUUCUAUUUCUGAUCGCCCCAUUCGAAUGGUGGCUUUCGCGGGAGGCUUACGCCAAGGUGAAUGAUAUUGUAAUGGGCGUGAUAUAUUCGCCGCUGCUGGUCGUUGCCGCCUGGGUUGAGACCCGCCAGGCGCACCAGAUUCGAUGGAAUCGCCGCCAUGGCGAAGAAGAUGAUGACUGCGCUCAGGAAUGGGAGCAUGUGGCCAAGGAGGUCAAUUUUGAUCUUGAUGAUACUUGGAAACAGCACGUAGUUGAGUCCACACCGGAUAUUAAGGUUGAUAGCUGUACACAUGAACUCAGAGAGCUGAAGGAGCAGGUUAGGAUGUUGACGGAGAUGGUGAAGGGAUUGACUCAGGAGAUGGAAAAGAAGGUGGAUGGAGCAAGCUAG
Messenger RNA from Penicillium robsamsonii, 2745 nucleotides. RefSeq names its product eukaryotic translation initiation factor 2 subunit alpha. NCBI's taxonomy places the organism in Eukaryota, Fungi, Ascomycota, Eurotiomycetes, Eurotiales, Aspergillaceae. The coding region runs from base 1 to 2745 and encodes 914 amino acids. The record is from RefSeq and is a predicted model, not a curated record. The transcript has 9 exons. Gene Ontology annotation, molecular function: RNA binding; translation initiation factor activity; ribosome binding. Gene Ontology annotation, cellular component: eukaryotic 48S preinitiation complex; eukaryotic translation initiation factor 2B complex; multi-eIF complex.